This is a messenger RNA of Bubalus bubalis (water buffalo), 4554 nucleotides long. It is a transcript of the gene STK17B, whose product is annotated as serine/threonine kinase 17b. Gene Ontology annotation, biological process: intracellular signal transduction; positive regulation of apoptotic process; protein phosphorylation. Gene Ontology annotation, molecular function: protein serine/threonine kinase activity; ATP binding. The record is from RefSeq and is a predicted model, not a curated record. Gene Ontology annotation, cellular component: nucleus. Lineage: Eukaryota; Metazoa; Chordata; Mammalia; Artiodactyla; Bovidae. Bases 308 to 1426 code for a protein of 372 amino acids. The transcript has 8 exons.
AACGGGGCUGCAGUUUUCAAACCUCAACUGUACGCUCCCGUCACCGUCUUCGCCGCCGUAGUCGGGAGCCACCUCGCUGGGGAGGUCAGGUCACAACUGUUGGCCGUUGUCCGGAAGGGUAAAAGUGGGUCCUGCCACGCUCGGAGCUGCGCGGCACCUCAAGGGGCUAGAGCUGGAGAACGUGUCCUGUCGUGGCCACCUGUGUGGGGCGGGAUUGGAGCCCCCUUGGAGGGGGCAGCCCCGGGAGAACCUGCUGCGGCCCGAGCGAUAAAAAUAAGUGACUGAAGAAGUCUGUCUGGGAGUCAUCAUGUUGAGGAGAAGAUUUGAUUGCCGAAGUAUUUCAGGCAUGCUAACUACCACUCCUCAAACUCCAAUUAAAGUGGAAAACUUUAAUAAUUUUUAUACACUUACAUCUAAAGAACUGGGAAGAGGAAAAUUUGCUGUGGUUAGACAAUGUAUAUCAAAAUCUACUGGACAAGAAUAUGCUGCAAAGUUUCUAAAAAAGAGAAGAAGAGGACAGGACUGUCGAGCAGAGAUUCUACAUGAAAUUGCAGUACUUGAAUUGACAAAAUCUUGUCCCCACGUGAUUAAUCUUCAUGAAGUCUAUGAAAAUACAAGUGAAAUCAUUUUGAUAUUGGAAUAUGCUGCAGGUGGAGAAAUUUUCAAUUUGUGUUUACCUGAGUUGGCUGAAAUGGUUUCUGAAAAUGACAUUAUCAGACUCAUUAAACAAAUACUUGAAGGAGUUCAUUACCUACAUCAGAAUAACAUUGUACACCUUGAUUUAAAGCCACAGAAUAUAUUAUUGAGCAGCAUAUAUCCUCUUGGGGACAUAAAAAUUGUGGAUUUUGGAAUGUCUCGAAAAAUAGGAAAUGCAUGUGAACUUCGGGAAAUCAUGGGAACACCAGAAUACUUGGCUCCAGAAAUCCUGAACUACGAUCCCAUUACCACAGCAACAGAUAUGUGGAAUGUUGGUGUAAUAGCAUAUAUGUUAUUAACUCACACAUCCCCAUUUGUGGGAGAAGAUAAUCAGGAAACAUACCUCAAUAUUUCUCAAGUUAAUGUAGAUUAUUCGGAAGAAACUUUUUCAUCAGUUUCACAGCUGGCCACAGACUUCAUCCAGAGCCUUUUAGUAAAAAAUCCAGAGAAAAGACCAACAGCCGAAAUCUGCCUUUCUCAUUCUUGGCUACAGCAGUGGGACUUUGGAAACUUGUUUCACCCUGAAGAAACCUCCAGUUCCUCUCAAAGUCAGGAUCAUCCAGUAAGGUCCUCUGAGGACAGGACUCACAGGCCCUCUUGUAAUGGCACCUGCAGUGACCGGGAAGACAAAGAGAACAUCCCGGAGGACAGCAGCACGGUGUCCAAGAGAUUCCGCUUUGACGACUCGCUGCCCAGCCCCCACGAGCUUGUGUCCGAUUUGCUCUGUUAGCACUUUCCUCCUCACCCCAUUUGAACUGAGUCUGGAAUCUGAAAUCCACUCCAGUAUGAGACUGUGGUUUGUAGCUUCAUAUAUGGCAUGUUUAUAUUGUAAAUGCACUUUUGCAUUGAAGAAUUUAGGGAAAUGUUUGAAUGCUCAAUUAGUAGUGACUAGCACAAUUUCAUUCCCUAUACUGAGAUAUCAACUCUUCAAAAAAUAUUUAAAUAUAUAACAAAAAUAAAAUUGUACUUAUGAGUUUACAUGUUAAUGAAAGAGUUUGGGUUCAAAUGAAUUUAUCAGAAUGUCUUCCAUAUCAGGAAAAAAGUGAUUUGGGUUAUAUUAUGGUUGAUGUAAACUAAACAAAAUGAAGACAUUUAAAUUUAAUAGAUUCUCCAAGGUAAGCCCUACACCAUGCCUCUAUUGACAUAAUUUUGUUUAGGAUAACAGUUUCAAGUUUAAAUAAAUAUAUAGCUAUUCUAUAGAUGCUCGAGAUAUUUAACACUUGAAAAUGUUUUUCAGUCAUGGAUAUUUUGAAACUGCAUUACAUAUGAUCUGCUAUAUGAGACAGGUCCUUUAACCAGAGCAGAGGAGGGGUUAGAAACUGGAUUAGGGAUAUUCUAUACAAGUUAAAACAGGGAAAAGAACAGCAUGGCAUCAUUUUUAACUCAAAUGUCUUUUGCCCACUCUCACCAUACUUCAGAUUUAACAAGGUCUGAAGGAUGGAGAAUAGAAGCUAUACAAGUGUAGAGGGUUUUCGUCCUCCAGAUUCUCUAGAGUAGAUGAUACUUAGAUGAAACUGAAUGUGCUCUAUUUUCAGUCAACGAAACAUAUUUAUUAAUUGAAUGUAGAAGAAAGUACUGACAGACUUACACAACUUGCAGAAUUUUAAGUAUCUUCUGAGUCUUGGAGUACAAGCUAAUCUUUCAGAGUUGUAAAAGUAUGCAUAAAACAUAUCAUAGCACACUAGGACUGCUAGCACAGUGCCAGUCAGCAGUAGCAAGGUGAAUGUGAUCAUAAAACAGGAUGACCUCAAGCUCUUCUAAAGUUGUGAAAAACUCUUCCUAGUGUGUGACAAGGCUCAGCAGAGUGGCCUUUAAUGGUGUUUCGCUGGGGCCACUGCAAGUAACAGUCCAAGGACAGCAGAAUUAUGGGAGGCCAGUGACUAUGUUCAGUCCUAAGGGGGUGGGGAUUGACUCCUAUUGGGUAAUUUUUGAUGACUUUCCACCUGGAGACUAUUUAAACUCAUGUUAUCAAGUUAAGAUAACUAUAACUUUGCAACCAUAAUACUGUGUCAAAAGAAAUUCGGUUUUGUCAAAAGAAAUCCUUGCGUUUUUUUUCCCUUUGAAUUAUAUGUUAUUCUAGAAAGACUUCUUGAAAUUUUGUGAGAUUCCAAAUAACUUAAAAACUUUUAAAUAACCAUCAGAUUGCUUUAUUUAGGUAAAUGGAGAAUUCCUUUUACAUCUUCAACAUUUAUUGAAGGAAAAGUUAUUUCUGCUUGUGUGUGUGUAUAUGUGUAAAUGUGUUUGUAUAGAUGUAUGUAUAUAUGUAUAGAUAGAUGAAAUAAGUCCUUAGACAACUUUCUGUUAGAGAUUCUUCCCUCCAGUAUAUUGCACUCAGCUUAGGUGCUGAAGAAGCUAUCAUCUUAAGACAUGUAAAUAUACAUUUAACUUCCUUAAGAAGUAGUUAUUGGUUCAGUAAACUAGUCACUGCAGAAGCUAAUUGGGCUUCUGUAUAUCUAAAACUGAUGAGUUUUUUCUGAAUCGUUGGUUGUCCAUUUAUUUGCCUUCAGUAUUAAGCUAAUGCAGGUAAAGUUUAGUAAGUCAUUGGAGAAAGAGGAAAUUAUUACUUUUACAAAAGACCAUAUUAUAUUUUUUAAUUUCCAGAGGAAUUAUGCCAUACUAAAAAUCAAGCAAUGUUUGGGUUUUGAAUUAUAAACUGUUUCUUAAAAAAUAUUUUAUGCUAAUUACUUUUAUUCUGAGGAAUCUUAAAAUAGUUUAUCUGUUUCCCCUUAGUUAAUAGAAUACACAGGGUUAUAAAUUUCCAUACCUUUUUCCCUACCAAUUUUCAUUAUAAAAGCAACUAGUUGUUGCCCAAACAGUAUAAAAAUUCAAUUUUUUCAUAAAGAUGAACUUAAAAUUUUCUCUGAUUGAUAUAUGAAAAUAAACUAAUUUUUAGAGGAACUUAUUCACAAAUAACUAUUACUUAUUAAAUUUUUUCUUGAUAAUUAUAAAAUAAUUCGUACUUUCCUCCCGCAAGAUUGAAAGCAAGUGUUAAUCAAAACGGUUGAUAUAUUUCACUGAAGUGGGAAUAUGGAGAUCCCCUCAGAGGUGAAUAGAUGUCAGUAAUCAUCUGAAGAUUAAUGUUAUAUUGUGAUGAGUUUAUAAAGUAUAAUUUGCUUUUUGGUUAGGAUCUUUGGAUCAAUGGGAUUAAAAAUAGAAGGGGUAUAGCUGACAAUCAUGUGUCAUUUCAACUUUUUCCCCCCACACUAAAAGUAACCUAACUCUGAGCAGUAAAAUUAUCACGGCACUUUAAAGAAAGUAAGCAGGACCUGUUCUCCAGGUUGUAAUGAGAUAAGGCACCUGUGCCAGAAUAUAAAUCAGCACACUGCUUCCUUUAUCAAGAAAGUCUUGUUAUAAAAGAAAUAGCCAAUUAGUGACAUAAUAGAUUUCCAUUCUGGCACAAGUUCUUUCUUUCAUUUUGAAUGAGUCACAAAUCAUUCAUAGACCAAAAUUUGAAUAGCCUUUCUGUAAGUAAGUAACAUUUAUAACUGUUGAUAUUUUAUAACUGUUUACAUUUCCUCUGUUUAUAUUUGAAUUUUCAGUUUGACAUCUGACUUGGAAACUUGUCCUUAUUCAUUGUUGUAUAAGCAAUUGUACUUUAAUUUUGAAUUGUAUUAAAAUAAGUUAUCUGAUUUCCAAUUUGGGGAAUUAUUAUUAGUUUAUAAUUUUAUGAAAGUUUAAAGAACUUUAAACUCAAGUAUAAAUUUCACACAAAUUACAAUUGCCGUCCAUCUCAACUUUUAUUCAGUAAUCAUGUUGCUGAAGGCAUAUUGCCUACAAUUGUUUUGAAUACUCCAGUAAAAGAAAAAUUACAUCAACUUAAUGAUCCUUUUGGUUACAAAUUAAAAAGCAUUUUUUUAA